GUACGAGCAGUGCAAUCCUGAUGACCCAUUUGGACGGGUUAUGAUGGAGAACCUCAAGGGACGAGGAUGUCCACUCAUAGGGUUGGGAAAGUACCCUACUGUCCAGUCGCAGUGUGAGCGAUAUGAGUCAUUGGGUUUCCCAUAUUGCAUAGUGAAGGAUAUGCUUGCAGUAUACGAUGAUACUUUG
Molecule: messenger RNA, 187 nt
Organism: Perkinsus marinus ATCC 50983
Lineage: Eukaryota; Perkinsozoa; Perkinsida; Perkinsidae
Product: leucine carboxyl methyltransferase, putative
Exons: 2
Molecular function (GO): methyltransferase activity
Source: RefSeq, a predicted model, not a curated record